CGUGUACACAUAUACACAAAGACACAGUGACAAGGAAGAGUUCUUUGUGAAAUUUAUAAACUUUUGCUAAGCGCAGCUGAACCGGAAUUCACUUUCUCACGCUGAUUGUGAAGAGUUGUUAUUUCUCCAUUAGUUUCAUGUGGGGAAGAAGAGAGGCUAUUUGAAACAAACGCGAAAUAGUUGAAAAACAUUGUUCUCAUCGUUGUCAUCAUGAAGUUGCGUGUGGCGCUAUUUUUCGCCGGGCUCUUUGGUGCACUGGCAACACUAUUUAUUCUCUUGUCAUUUGGCACGGAUUAUUGGCUCCUGGCGUCAGAGACCUGCAAACCACAUAGAGUGUCUAUUUUGGAGAAAGGUAAAACUGUGGUCAACCAGGAUCUUAGUCAAGAUGAGAACAUCACCUUUCACCAUGAGGGGCUCUUUUGGCGUUGUAGCUUCGAUGACAUAAUGAGCAAGGACGACGACCUGUGGAAGUUCUGGUUCGAAAAUCAGGCACAUGCAAAAGUAUGCAAACCUUCAUAUCUGCUUCCCUUUCCUUUCCCUGACCAGAACUACAACUCCACUAGUUAUCAGACCGCCAUAAUCUACAGAGGUUUCUGGAGUGUCUCGAUGUUGCUAGGUGUGGUCGCUGUGGUGGCGGGCGGUUUCAUCAUCAUUUGUGCAGCUCCAUUUACCAGUCAUCGUCUUUAUAAAGCAGGAGGUGGCCUCUACCUCAUUUCUGGUUUCUUCCUUCUCAUUGUGACUGUCAUGUAUGUUAUCUGGCUGGAUGUUCUGGAUGUAAUGAGCUCAUAUGUGCAUUAUCAGACCAAUACUAAGUGUCAAGAGUUUAAGCUCAGUAUGACCUAUGGUCUCUCUUUCAUGCUUGCUCCGGUUGGUGUGUUCUUCUGUUUACUGUCUGGUCUUCUCUUUCUAGCCAUAGGGCGUACUGUCAAACAAAAUGACCUCUGAACCACAUGCUGACAAUAUAUAGAAAAAGAGGAAUGAUGUUGUAUGUUCAAAAUACAUUGACAUAUCCACCACAAAAGUAAAACUGGCCUCUUAAUAGUUAUCGAUUAAACCUUUGAGAAUGCAAUGGCAAUGAUAUGUAUUGAGUUUAAGAUUUGAUCUGAAUUUGGCUUUGAAUUCUGCAAAUGUUGUUUUGAUACGUUGUUGCUGUUUUGUGGGUUGUGAGCAGUACUGUCAGCAUGGAUCGCGGAUGGUUUGGGAUCACAUGUGAGUGUUUGUGUAAGUGUGAUUGUAUUGCACAAAGAGUUACACUGUGUUAAAUGUCUUUUAUGAACCGCUGCAUUUUGUAUAAUGCCAGAAUUGGAACCACAUAAUGAAAUGACUUUAUUGUGGCUGCUUGAACUUUCAGUAUAUUGAGUUUUCACUUUGCUUCACUCUGCGUCUAAAUUUGUCUGUUUCUGGUUAUUUUUAGGCUUGAGCAUCGUUGUUUGAUAUACUCGGUUAACCAGAAACACUGCAGGACACACGUAUUGGUUGUUUUGGUUGAAAAUCACAAAUUCUGUCAAAACACAACCUGAUAUUUGAGUCUCUCAGUCUGAGAUUUGCUGGGAUAAGCUCCAGUAUUCCUUGUGCAUAGUAUAAACAUAAUAAAAGAUGAAUGGAUAUUUUAACCCAAACACAAAAGGUAGAAAUUGUAAACUUUAUUUUGCUUACAGAAAGUCAAUCCCAUUAUUAGAACCAUUCAUAGUUUUUGCAUUGUAUUUUUUAUUGUAGUAAUUAUUAAAUGCAUAAAUAAAAUUCUAAUAUAUUUAUACAUUUUAUAGGGGUAUUUGUUGUUAUACUUCCUCAAGUUUGUCAAUUUGAAAUAAAAAUGAUCACAUUGAA
Triplophysa dalaica is the source of this 1827-nucleotide messenger RNA. RefSeq names its product transmembrane protein 182a (gene tmem182a). The transcript is spliced from 5 exons. Bases 211 to 945 code for a protein of 244 amino acids. NCBI's taxonomy places the organism in Eukaryota, Metazoa, Chordata, Actinopteri, Cypriniformes, Nemacheilidae. The record is from RefSeq and is a predicted model, not a curated record. Gene Ontology annotation, cellular component: membrane.